Rubroshorea leprosula is the source of this 10803-nucleotide messenger RNA. NCBI's taxonomy places the organism in Eukaryota, Viridiplantae, Streptophyta, Magnoliopsida, Malvales, Dipterocarpaceae. The record is from the annotation of a GenBank genome assembly.
GUUCUGAAACCCGGCCGAGCCCUGACUGGGGAUGCAUGAACGACGUUAACCCGGAUAAACUGAGGAAGAAGAAAAAGAAGAGGAAGAAGAAGAAGACGAGGUAUGCUGGAAGGUGUGGUUCAAAGGGUGCUGCUUGGGCUUCUGGGUCGAUACGUGAAGGACUUUUCUAGGGACCAGGUGAAGGUUACCCUCUGGAACAUCGAGGUAGAAUUGAAGGACAUUCAACUGAUUCUUGAAGCCUUUGAUUAUCUUCAGUUGCCUUUUGCUCUUAAACAAGGUCGCGUUGGGAAAUUGAUUGUCAAAGUGCCUUGGAAUUUGAUUGGGAGAGAACCCAUUCUUAUUGCUUUGGAGGACGUUUUCUUUUUUGUGUCACCGAGGGAUGAUGAAGAUUGGAGUAAGGAAGCCGUUGAAAGUCGAGAGCUUGCUGGCAAGAAGGCUAAACUCGCUGCAGCAGAGCUUGCAAAAUUAUCUAGGCGUGUAUCAUGUAAUAAAGGAGGGUGGUCAUUUAUUCCAUAUGUUACUACAAAGGUUCUUGAGAAUAUUCAAGUAUCCAUUAAAAAUUUCCAUGUUGUGUACAGUAACAUGCAAUCUGAUUCAGAGCAAAUGUUAUUUGGUUUAAGGUUUUCUAGCUUGAUUAUAUCAAAGGCGAACCCAAUUGGGGGCCAAGUAAGCAAAACUAUAGAGAUUGAAGCUUUAGAAAUUUAUUGUAGCUCCACCGGUGGGGCUGUCAAUUUCAGGAGCUUGGAGAACACUGAGGAAUUUGUACUGUGGUGCAAUUCAAGAUAUGUUGGUGAUAAAUUUGAAAAUUUGUUGGAGCCAUUUAAUGUAUCAAUUUCACUUUUGGUCAACAGAUCAGACAAGCUCAGUAAUGAUUUGCCCCAGUAUUCUAUCAGUGCCAAGUUAAACAGUUUGGUUAUGUCUUUGAGUGAAGUACAUUUGCGGCAAAUCUUGAUCCUAUUGGACUACUUAAGCACAAGUCAGUUGAGGGAGAGUUCGUUUGUUGCAUUUGGAUAUGCUUUUUCUUUUGAUGGAACAUUACGAUGUGAAUUGAACUCUUAUGUCCCAUUUUACUAUUAUUAUUGGUAUGGACGAUAUCGUCCUUUUUCUUCUCUUUUAUCAAGAAAAGGAGAUGGUUGGCAAAGAUUGUGGUGGUGUUAUGCCCAAGAAUCUAUCAUAUCAGAUGUCCAUAAGAAAUUAAAGAAAAGUUCAUGGAGAUACCUUGGCCAGCGAUUGAGUAAUCGCCGGAAGUAUGUUAGUUUGUACAAGAGUAAGUUAGGGCUUCUUCGGCGUGACCUGCCAAUUGAUGAAUCUAUCCUUCGGGAAUUGGAUCAAAUGGAGAAAGAAUCUGAUAUUGAUGAUAUCUUAUGUUAUAGGUCUGCUGCGGAACACGAACUGCAGGAACUUUUAGCUCACUCUUCAACAGAAAAUAUAUCUUUUGAGAAGUCCAGGAAAGAUGACCAUCCAGAUGGCAAGUUGAGUGGAUGGUUAAACUGGUUGUCACGUGGAAUGCUUGGUGCUGGUGGUACAGAUGAUUCUAGUCACUUCUCUGGUAUUGUCUCUGAUGAAGAUGUGCAGGAUAUAUAUGAUGCAGCAAAGUUCCAUCUACCUGCUUUUUCUGGAGCAGAUGCUGAUGAAAAUGGGAAGAUGUAUACAUGUGCAAUUGAGUUUGGCAUUGAUGAAUUGUCUUUAACAGUGCGGAAUUCCUGUUGUGAAAUUGCUAAGUUGUGUUUUCAUGGAGUUGUUAUUGAAUGCAAGCUACAGGAUCAAUUGACAACCCUGAUUGUUUUUCAUAAGUCUGGAGAGAUAAUCUAUCCCUUAAACAACAAAGUCAUCCUAUUAAUGGCAGGGUCAUGCAUGGAUAAAAAUGUCAGGGAGACUGAGCCUUUAUAUAGAGUCCAAAUGGACUUAUCUCCAAAGCAAGAUGUCAAGUUGUCGGUCAUGCUUCGGUCACUUGAAGUUGCUUAUGAAACAGCAUUUUUUCUGGAUUUAAUGGAAUUUUUUAAUAUUCUUAAAUCCUUUGAAUUUCAGCCUGAGAGGGUCCUGUCUUCAUUAAAUGGAUUUGAGGAUGAUAGCUCCCGAUUAUUAGCAAAAGCAGAAUUCAUUCUAUCAAAUCAUAAGAAAGUGGUAUGCAAUGUUAGCAUCAUCAAUGUUAUCCUGGAUGUCCCUCUGACAAAUACAGUUUCAGAACAAUAUAACAUGGUUUUGGAAUUAGGAUCACUUAUUUUAACAUCCAAACCUGACCUGGAUUCUCUUUGCUCCAGUACUGGUGAACAAUCAGAUAAUUUGAAGCUCUUACUGGAUUCUGUUUGUCCCUCUCUGUUAAUAAGUUUUCAGCUUCAAGAUCUCUAUAACCACUUUGAGAUCAAAAUAGCUGAUUUUCAGAUGAAGGUGGUCAUGGCUCAUUAUCAUUCAGAAAUUUCUGUUCUAGAGAAGUUUUGCUCUUCCGUUACUUUGUCAUCUUGUAUUAUUCCUAAUGAACAGAUUCUUAAGCAGUUGGAGGUUUGUGCCUUCAUUUCACCCCUCCUUGUGCACAUUUCUCCAUUAAUAUGCGAGUCAGUUGUUGCUUUGAUUGCACUUCUUGAUAAUCUGAACUCAGCUUCUGAACUUAAUGUGCCGGAUGCUCAUAAUUCACUUAAUUCCACAUCAUGUCCACCGAGAACUCCUCUUUCUGGUGUCAACGUGACUACAAAUUUUGAAGCAGUCAAUAUCCUUGUUGACUUUGCAAAUGGCGGAGAAAAUGGCCCUGCCAUCAUGAUUUCUCUUAACAAAUUUGAUCUUAGGUAUGCUUUUAAAGGAUUUGAGGAGUUAUGGAUCUGUUCAAAAGCUUUGGAGAUUAUUGCUUAUCAAUCAAGCAAUGAAGAGGAUGGCAAUGUUUUAUGCUCUUCUGGGAACCUACACACUUCAAGAUCUGCACAUCAGCAUGAGAUCUGUGAUGGACUUGGUGAUCAAACUGAUUACUUUAGUAACAAAAAUGCAUCUUCUGAAGCUUGUUUUCUUUUACAUUAUGAAGUUCACAGAUGCAUAGACUCUGUUUGUCACAAGUUUAAAUUGUGCUUGAGUGAUGCUGACCUCCACUGCUACCCGUAUGUGUUUGGCUUGUUAAUGGGGUUCUUUGAUAGAAUACAAUCAAUCAGCAGCUUUGUUGCUGGUGAGAAUUCCUGGCACUCCAAUUCAGAUGGUAAUAGUCUAAAAAUGGUGCCCAAGUUUGAGUUUCAAAGGUUUGGUUUUUCAAAUUUCUCUGAAGAAGGAACAUCUGAUUAUGCAAGUAUUUCUUUGGAUUUUUUUCCAUUCAUUACAAUAUGUAAUUCGGGGUCCCUUACCAGUCUUGAGAAUUCACUUCGGUAUUCCACUCUUGAUUGGAGGAAAUCACUCAAUCAAAGGAAUAGAAAAUUUGACAGUCCAAGCCACAGUAGAGAGAAGGGAUCUAGAGACUUCCCUAUUCUACCACUGAAAUCCAUGCAUGCUUCGGAUGCAACUUUUCUGUCAGGGAAUUUGGAUAUGUAUGUUAUUGAUGUCAAUCUCUCUGGAGUUAGGAUUCAUUUCCAUGAUUCAUCAUGUACUGUCGGAAUAAUUACAUUGCCUAACUCUAAAUCAUCUCUUUGCAUUUAUGAAGACUCUAUGGAUCUGGUGUCUUCCACUGAGGGGUUGAUUUUGACGUCAUCUUGGUGGACCAAAAGUUUCCAAGACUUUCUGUGGGGUCCUUCAUUACCAAACAUUUCUCCAGUGUUAAACAUACGUGUUAGAAAAGGAAGUUUUGAAUCGUUGAAUUCACAACUUGAAAUUAGUUUUGGAAUUCAGCAUGUGUGCUGUGUUCUGCCACCGGAAUACUUAGCCAUCAUAGUUGGUUACUUUUCACUGCCUGAUUGGAGUUCAAAUUCAAGUAUGCAGCCUGUGAAAAAGGAUUACCAGGACCACCAAACUAAGAUUGCAAUAGUUUAUAAGUUUGAGAUUCUGGACUCAACAUUGAUUUUUCCUGUGGAAAGUGAUGAUGAUCAUCAAUGUUUAAAGAUUGAACUUCAUCAGAUUUAUUGCAGUUUCAUUCCUGAAUGUGAUUUGAGCAAUGUGUUGCAAGACAUUCCUCCUGAGUAUAUGGUUCCAGUGUAUAAAUUUGCAAAGACAAAUCACUCUUUGAAUAUAUUUGGACGAGAUUUGUCCCUCUCAUUUCUGUUGUUUAAGGAUGAUGGAUAUGGUUCUUUAAUGCCUGUUCCAGGUACUGAACCAAUAAGUAUUACCUUAAUUUCAUCAUUUGUUGCUGAUGUUUGGGUAAGAAUACCCUGUGAAAGUGAAUCCUUUUCUGGUAGCCAUUCUAAUUCAACAUGUAUCAUGUCAAGGAUAGGCACUUGCCAACUUAAUCUUGAUGAUUCUUACUCUUUGGAUGGACUUACUGCUCUACUGGAAAUUAUAAAUCACCUUUCAUUAGUUAUUGAUGAAUCAAAAAGUUUCACAUCAGAUGUUUUGCAGUUUCUCCAGUUAACUAGGUCCGUGAAUGAAACUGGAGCUGUUACACCUGCUGAUUCUGCCGUGAUAUUUACAGAAGUUAGGUGUUGUAUUGAAUCAUUAUUGAUACAGUUUCAUCGCUUGGGCAAUCAUUCAUUUUUACUGGAACCUGUUGCUAAGGCUGAUAUGAAGUUUAUGUGCUCUGUAUCACUUGUAAAUGAUAUACCCACAAGCUUGGAUAUAAGUUUUAACUCUCUGGCAUUAUCUUCCUUGCUGAAUGCUGUUAUCCUAGCACGGUGCAUUGGUACUUGCUCAGCCCCACGAGUUUUUAAAGUUUCUUUCUCAAAAUCUGAUCAAGGUGUGAAUGAGUUCAAUGUCUAUCUCCCUUCUCUUCAUAUCUGGAUGCAUUCUUCUGACUGGACUGACAUCAUCAACCUACUUAAUUCUUAUGCUUUGAGGGUGAGCAAAACUACAGUGAUUGAUUCAUCAUCAAAGAGUUCAACUAUGAAUACUAUUGGUCCAUUUAAAAAUGUAUUGGAUGUGGGUUCUCAAAUUUGUGAUCAGAAUUCUGGUGUGAUAAUUCAUCAUGAACCACACAAUGUGAAUCAGGCAACUUUAGGUGUUAUUGUCAGUUCAGAAAAUAUUGGCAUUACAGUUCGGUUUCCGAUCUGGGUUAGUGGAGAAGCACUUAGUUUAUUCGAGGCAGCUGAAAUUCAAGAAGAGAGGCCACAGAGUAUUUUCUCUGAUGUUGUUGAAGGGAAAUACUGCAAGUUUUUAACCAUGACAACACAUAGUAGAAAUAGUGAAUUGCUAAUGGUGGGAAAAGAUGUAAAGUUAAAGUGUAUUCUGGAAAAAACUAGUUGCUCAGUUGUGAUUUGUGGGGAUAAACAUGUCAAUUCUUGGCCUUUCUUUCAUAUAUUUCAAAUUAAUGCGGAGACUGAGAUAUGUAUUAAUGAGAGGAUGCCUUUCCAUGUAAAUGUGGGGGUUCAGUGUGACCGGUUAGAUGUAUGGCUUUCACAUCAAGUGUUCUUCUUUUGGCAUGAUCUGCAGUUUGACUUCCCUGGAGCAGGAUCUUCUGAGCAUACAUUUGGAAAUGUGAAAUUUAGGGUCCAGUUGAGGAAAGCUUCACUUCUACUCUCUGAUGGAAGGUGGAGUUGUAGUGGGCCUCUUUUGGAGAUCCUUUUGAGGAAUUUCCUUUUGGAUGCGCACAUGACUCAAAGCAGCAUAGAAAGCACAGUUUUGUGUGAUCUUCAAGUGAAUUACAAUAACAGUCACAAGGUCUUGUGGGAGCCUUUUGUUGAGCCUUGGAAGUUUCAGAUCAGUGUAAAUAGAAAACUUGAGAUGAAUGCUUUGUUGGACAGCUCUUUUUUAACAGAUAUUGAUCUAACAUCAACAGCACAGCUGAACUUCAACCUUACAGAGCCCCUUAUUGAGACUGUUUUGAGGACGGUUGAGGUGUUUAAAGAUGCCUGGGGCCUGAUGGAACAAGAUGUUCACGAGAACAAGAGAUUGCUGAAUUGUAUGUUAACCGAAAAAAUGUCUAGUGGAAGAUAUGCUCCCUAUGUUCUUCAGAAUCUUACAUCUUUGCCUCUAAUAUAUCGUGUUUAUCAAGGACUAGUAGACUCUGAUCAGUUUGAUGUCUCAGAAAUGAAGGAUGGAAAAUCUGUGCUGCCAGGUGCCACUGUUCCAAUAUAUCUUAAUGACACUCCUGAGGAACAACUUUUUCAUUAUAGGCCUGCUCAUUCUUCUGACAAGCUUGGUGAGAAGCAACCAAAUGGGGUAGCUCAUCAUUUAAUGACCAUUCAACUUGAUGGAUCACCUGUCCCCUCUGCUCCUGUUUCAAUAGAUCUCGUUGGAGUUACCUACUUCGAGGUUGAUUUUUCUAAUGCUUCGAAAUACAAUAUGAAUGUGGAAGAAAAGGGUACUGCCAAUACGAAUACUGGUUUUGUUGUCCCUGUUGUGUUUGAUGUUUCAGUCCAGCGGUAUAGCAAGUUAAUACAAUUGUAUUCAACGGUGAUAAUACUUAAUGCCACUUCAAUGCCGAUAGAACUACGGUUUGAUAUUCCAUUUGGCAUUGCACCAAAGAUUCUAGAUCCAAUAUACCCUGGUCAGGAAUUCCCACUGCCUCUGCAUUUGGCUGAAUCCGGUCGCAUGAGGUGGCGUCCACUUGGAAAUUCUUACCUGUGGAGUGAAGGGCAUAACCUGCACAAUGUUCUUUCCCAGGAAAGCAAAAUUGGAUUCCUUAGAUCUUUUGUAUGUUAUCCUUCUCAUCCAAGCAGUGAUCCAUUUCGCUGUUGCUUCUCCCUUGAACGUAUUUGCUUACCUACAGCUGUGAGGCCAAAGAAGGGUUCAAUGCAUCAUGUUAACAAUUUGAACCAAUCUGUCCAGAUUUCAGAUCAAAUUUUAAAUGAUCUGGACAAGUCAAAGAGCCGUUUUAUUCAUCAAGUGACCUUAAGCACUCCAUUAAUAGUGAACAACUAUCUUCCAGAGACUGUUUCAUUAAAAAUUGAAAGUGGUGGUGUUCCUCGUACUACAUUACUUUCAGAGGUUGUAACUUUCUUUCAUCAUGUUGACCCUUCACAUGACCUGGUGCUGGAGUUCAGUAUGCAUGGUUUUAGACCUUCGAUAGUUAAGUUUCCACGUGCUGAAACAUUCAGCACAAUGGCUAAGUUCAGUGGAACUAAGUUCUCUCAGUCUGAGACCCUGGCCUUUGAUUCUGAUUUGUGUAAUGGUCCAAUUUAUAUGGUUGUGGAAAGGACAUUGGAUGCAUUCUCUGGGGCACGAGAACUUUUCAUCUCUGUUCCCUUUCUGUUAUAUAACUGUACUGCUUUCCCUCUAGUUAUUUCAGAGUGCACCAGUGAAAUGAAAGGAAUUGCAUGCACCAUGCCUUCCUGCUAUGAUCAAUUUGAUCAGGAACAAUUUCAAGGCAGAAGAGAUGGUCUCAGCCUUUUAUUAUCUGAUCAGGAUUCACUUGAAUGUUCUUUCACAAAAGUUCACACUGUUUCAACUAGGAAAAUCAGUAAUCCACUUUCAGGAGGGUUUUUAAGCAAAUCCUUGACUUCAUCUGGAUCUUCUAAAUUUUCCAACAAAGAAAUUGACGGACAUGAUUUAGAGGUUUCAGAAGUUCCUUUAAGCAGUCUGAAGAAUAGGUCUUCUUCAAGCACUCAGUUGUUGUUGAAGGAUAAUGGUUUUGUAGAUAAAGAACAAAGAAAGGUUAAGGCAUGCAUGUACUCUCCCCAUUCUACUUCUGCUUCAAAUGAAAUACUGGUUUGUUUGAAUAGGUGUUUGCCUGGAUUUGUCUCCGAGAAUAUGUCAAAUUCUUCAUGGUCAGCACCAUUUCCUCUUGUCCCACCAAGUGGUUCAAUGAAUGUGCUUGUUCCACAGCCAUCAUCAAAUGGUGCAUUUAUAAUAUCUGUAGCAUGUAGUGCUAUUGCUGGUCAAUUUGCUGGGAGGACACGAGCCAUUACUUUCCAACCUAGAUACAUUAUCAGCAAUGCAUGCAGCAAAGAUUUGUCUUAUAAGCAGAAGGGGACUGAUACUGUCUUUUAUUUGUGUGAGGGGCAUCACUCCCAACUCCACUGGACAGAUACAACAAGGGGGUUGCUGCUUUCCAUGCGUUUUGAUGAACCUGGAUGGCAAUGGUCUGGCAGCUUCUUGCCAGAUCAUCUGGGUGAUACCCAAGUGAAAGUACGGAAUUAUGUUUCUGGUGCUAUAAAAAUGAUACGAGUGGAGGUGCAGAAUGCUGAUGUUUUUGUUAAGGAUGAAAAAAUUGCUGGAAGCCUUCAUGGAAAUUGUGGAACAAACUUGAUUCUUUUAUCAGAGGAUAAUACAGGGUAUAUGCCAUACAGAAUUGAUAAUUUCUCGAAGGAGAGACUAAGGAUUUACCAACAAAGGUGUGAGUUUUUUGACACAAUUGUUCAUCCAUAUACUUCCUGUCCUUAUGCAUGGGAUGAACCCUGUUAUCCACAUCGUCUCAAUGUUGAGGUACCUGGGGAGCGUAUUGUGGGAUCAUAUGCUUUGGAUGAUUUGAAAGAGUUCAUACCUGUACAGCUACAAUCAACCUUUGAGAAGCCUGAAAGGACAUUGCUUUUGUCAAUAUGUGCUGAAGGAGCAAUGAAGGUUCUCAGCAUUAUUGAUUCAAGUUAUCAUAUUCUGAAAGACAUAAGAGAUCAAAGUGCCACCAGCUUCCUAGAGAAACGAAUUGAAGAGAAGAAUCAAGAGAAAUCUGUUAAUUAUAAGGAGAGAUUUUCAAUAUCUAUUCCAUGCAUUGGUAUCUCCUUGAUUAAUUCUUUUCCACAGGAAUUGCUUUUUGCCUGUGCAAAGAAUAUGAAGGUUGACCUGCUUCAGAGUGUGGACCAACAAACACUUACAGUUUCAGUCUCCUCAUUACAAAUAGAUAAUCAAUUGCAAACAAGCCCUUAUCCUGUGAUCCUUUUCUUUAAUAACGAUUGCAGAACCAACCAAGUUAGCCAGAUAAUUAAGGAUGCUGGCUCAAAAUAUAAAAACGAUAGAGGUUUAGCUAUUACUUCUGAUGGUUCCUGUGAACCUGUGUUCUACCUAUAUGUGGCUAAGUGGAGGAAGAAAGAUUCUUCAUUGGUUUCUUUUCAAAAUUUGCAUUUAAGGGUGGCUGAUUUUUGCCUUGAGCUUGAGCAGGAACUGAUAUUGAGCUUGCUUUACUUCUUUAAAGCUUUAUCUCCAAGUUUUCAGAGUCAAGUGAUACCAUUUUCAGAUUCUACCUACAGUGUGGGUAUAGCAUAUGGUCAGCCUAGUGAGUAUGUGAAACCAAGAGACAUGCUGCAGGGAACCAGCAUUCCUGUCUUUGGUAAAAGUGAUAGAAGCAAUGUAUCAUUACCUUCAAUAGUUCCAAUAGGUGCUCCUUGGCAAAAGAUUUACCUUUUGGCCAGCAGGGAGAGGAAGAUCUAUGUUGAAUCACUGAAUUUGGAUCCUAUAAAAUUUACUCUAAGCUUUUCUAGUUCGCCUUGGAUGCUAAGGAAUGGAGUUCUUACAUCUGGAGAAUUUCUUAUCCAUAGAGGUCUUAUGGCUCUGGCCGAUGUUGAGGGAGCACGGAUUUAUCUCAAAGAAUUGACAAUUGCAAAUCAGAUGGCUAGUUGGGAAUCCAUUCAAGAGAUCCUCAUCAGACACUACACUCGGCAACUUAUCCAUGAAAUAUACAAGGUUUUUGGUUCCGCUGGUGUCAUAGGAAAUCCCAUGGGAUUUGCUAGGAGUGUAAGUGUUGGCAUCAAAGAUUUCUUAUCAGUUCCUGUGAGGAGCAUUAUGAAGAGCCCCACUGGACUUAUUACAGGCAUGGCACAGGGUACAACCAGUCUUGUGAGUAACACAGUAUAUGCAUUGAGUGAUGCUGCCACUCAAUUCAGUAAAGUUGCACACAAGGGUAUUGUUGCAUUUACAUUUGAUGAUCAAGCUGUUGCAAGAAUGGAAAACCAGCAGAAAGGUGAAGUUUCACAUAGUAAAGGCGUAAUCAAUGAAGUGUUUCAGGGGCUCACUGGUCUUCUUCAAUCACCAAUUAAAGAAGUUGAGAAACAUGGCCUUCCAGGCAUCCUCUCAGGAAUAGCAUUAGGAGUAACAGGAUUAGUGGCUAGGCCAGCUGCUAGCAUUCUUGAGGUGACUGGAAAAACUGCACAAAGUAUUAGGAACCGAAGUAGCCUACAUAAUAUGAAAUCACAAUGCUACAGGGUCCGGUUGCCAAGGACUCUGAGCGGAGAACUUCCACUAAGGCCUUACUCGUGGGAAGAGGCAGUUGGCACGUCCGUAUUGAUGGAAGCUGAUGAUGGCCUGAGGCUCAAGGAAGAGGUGUUUGUCAUGUGCAAACCCCUGAAACAGCCUGGUGAAUUUGUUAUCAUAACUGAGAGACUGGUACUAAUAGUUAGUUGCUCCAGCUUGGUGGAUUUGGGGAAACCAGAAUUUCGAGGUGUUGCUGUGAAUCCGGAGUGGGUGAUAGAAACAGAAAUUAGCUUGCACAGUGUUAUUCACACUGAUUUGGAUGAUGGGGUGGUACAUAUUGUUGGAAGCAGCUCGGAUGCCAUAUUGACACAGAACCAGAACAUGUCCAAGAAAGGUGGUGCAACAAGGAAACAGUGGAAUAAUCCUACCAUGCCACUUUUUCAAACCAACUUAGAACUGGCAUCGAAAGACGAUGCUGAGGAGUUUCUACGAGUUCUACUGUCUACAAUUGAACAAGGAAACGAACGAGGUUGGGACAGCGGAUAUCUUCUUCAUCAAAGUAACAUCAAGUAGAUUAGAAGUCAAGAUUUUUUUGUCAUUGUUACUUCAUUCUGUAAAACCCUUAACAUAAACGAGAUUGAAAGGGAAGAAAGCAUGCCUUUUUGUCCCCUGUAAUUGUUUUUG